Molecule: messenger RNA, 1998 nt
Organism: Syngnathoides biaculeatus (alligator pipefish)
Lineage: Eukaryota; Metazoa; Chordata; Actinopteri; Syngnathiformes; Syngnathidae
Gene: chst7
Product: carbohydrate (N-acetylglucosamine 6-O) sulfotransferase 7
Exons: 3
Coding region: 555-1844 (429 amino acids)
Biological process (GO): N-acetylglucosamine metabolic process; carbohydrate metabolic process
Cellular component (GO): Golgi membrane
Molecular function (GO): N-acetylglucosamine 6-O-sulfotransferase activity; chondroitin 6-sulfotransferase activity
Source: RefSeq, a predicted model, not a curated record
GCGCGAUCGCCAUGUUACAUGUGGCAAAUAUGCCUGUAAACUAAUGAAUCCUCAUAAGUCGACAACCUACAAGUGCAGAAAGUUAGUGCCUCUCACGCACAGUUAUAUAUUUUGAAAACAGCCACCUGUAACGACGUAUCUAAUAUUUUUUUUAUAUUUUCUGAUUAUUGUUAGGUUUUCCUCAAGUAUUUUAAUAUUUAUCGUCACAAUAACAGUGUUCAGGCGCGUGGGAGGGGGGGGGGCAAACUGCCCCUUGGCCCUGUCCUCAUCAUCCUCUCACCUUAAUCUGAUCAUGUGUGACAGUGAUGGUGACAGUUUAUGAAAGUGGGACGCCCCGUGUUGACAUCCAGUCAAGAUUUACUUUACAUGACAUAAAUUUCCAAAGUUCAACCACCGAUGGCGAUGACCCCGCCUACAUUUCGGCAAAGUCUCGCAACAAGUAGCCCCGCCUCUAAGCCAGUGCCCCCCCCCCGAACAUCAGCCUGCAACCGGUCGCCUCCACCGCGCAAGCACGCAGGCAGAACUCGAGCGAGCGCAGCUCCGACGCCAAAGCGAUGAAGAGGAGGCUCCAGAAGAAAUACUUGGUUCUGAUCCUCGCCUACACGGGUUUGCUGCUCCUCAUCCCGUAUGUGUUCGACUUCGGGGAGCGCUCGAUGCAGCGGGCCAAGCACGGGCUCCUGCAGCAGCGGGAGCGGCAGCAGCAGUCGCGGUGCUCGGACCUGAAGAACGCCGUGGCGCUGCUGUGGGAGCACGGCUACAAAGUGGACGGCGCCAACGGCACGGAGCAGCCCCCGCGGCCCGGCGACGGCGCCCCCCGCACGCACAUCUACCUGCACGCCACCUGGAGGACCGGCUCGUCGUUCCUCGGCGAGCUGUUCAACCAGCACCCGGACGUGUUCUACCUGUACGAACCCAUGUGGCACAUCUGGCAGGCCCUGUACCCGGGCGACGCGGGCAGCCUCCAGGGCGCCGUGCGCGACAUGUUGAGCGCGCUGUUCCGCUGCGACUUCUCCGUGCUCAAGCUGUACGCUGGCUCGCAGAACCUCACCACCGCCUUCAUCUUCGGCUGGAAGAUGAACAAGGUGGUGUGCUCCGAGCCCCUGUGCGACGCCCACCAGCGCCACCGCGUCGGCCUGGUGCAGGAGGACCGCUGCGCCAAGUGCCCCAAGCGGGACAUCCGCGAGCUGGAGCGGGAGUGCAAGAAGUACCCGGUGGUGGUCAUCAAGGGCGUGCGGGUUCUGGACCUCAGCACCCUGGUGCCGCUCAUGAAGGACCCGGCCGUCAACUUGCACAUCGUGCAGCUCUUCCGAGACCCGCGAGCCGUGCACAACUCCCGGCUCAAGUCCAAGCAGGCCCUGGUGAAGGAGAGCAUACAGGUGCUGCGCAGCAAAAAGCACAACGACAAGUACAAGCGUCUGCUGGUGCCCAACAACCGCGUGAACCGGGCCGAGAGCUACGUGUCCAGCGCCAUGGAGCUCAUCUGCGACAACUGGCUGGGCGACAUGAUGCUGGUGACCAACGCGCCGCCCUGGGUGCGCCGCAGCUACCACCGCGUCCGCUACGAGGACUUGGUGCUGCGGCCGGCCCAGGAGCUGCAGAAGCUCUACCUCUUCUCCAACCUGUCCACGUCGCCGGCGCUGGAGAGCUUCGCGCUCAACAUGACCCACGGCCGCGGCUACUCGUCCGACCGGCCCUUCCUCAUCUCCUCGCGGGACGCCAAGGAGGCCAUCUACGCCUGGCGGGAGAGGCUGAGCGUGGAGCAGAUCGACCAGGUGGAGGCCUACUGCAGUGAGGUCAUGAGGCAGCUCGGGUACCCCAAGCACGACGCCGACAAAACCACAUGAGGGAAGAGCGUACAGGGGCCUGCGAGUCAAGGCUGAGGGCAAAAAGACGGAAGGACAGCUGGAAAAUGGCCGACUGGGUGCGGCCGUGUCCGAAGCGCAGGAGUGAGGAGAAGAAGUGCGGAGGGAGGGUGGGGGGGGGUCAGCCUCUUAGUAC